AUGGAAACACAAUUUUCAAAAACUAUAGUCAUCUUUUUUGAUAGCUAUAGUGUUGAAGAAUAUAAAAUUAAACAAAGUAAUUAUACAUGCUCUUUAUACGUUUUAAAAGAUCUUAACCAUAAUGAAGAAUUAGAUAUAGAACAAGAAGAAAAAGAAAAAAAAAAAGAAAAAAUUAAAGAAAUUAAAAAUGAAAAUGAAAAUAAAGGGUCAAUAAAAAGUGAAAAUAAAGAUGGAAUAAAAAACAAUAUGGUUUUAAAGGUAAAAGAAAAUAGGGAUUGCGAUUUUUUAUUUCGUAAAGUUUGGAAUAGUAAAGUUUUAAGAGAACAUAUAAUUGGUUUUAUAAGAGAUAAAAGAAUGUUUCGUACACUUUAUUAUGACGAUAUUACCAACAGCGUUUGGAUGGUUAGAAAUCGAUAUUUUUCAUUACUUUUAGACAAAUUUGAAUUCUCGUUGAAAUUCGAUUUAAUUCAAUUUUCACAAAUUUUAAACACAGUGAAUGGAUAUGUACUAUGUACAAUAGCAAGAUCAGCAGGUAAUGAAAAAUUAUUGGAUUUCCUAUUGGAUUCAUGUCAAAAUGUUUUCCUUAACACAAUUGAUAUAAUCGAUGCAAUUUGUGAAGGUGGUUAUUAUAAAAUUUUAAAAACUCUACAUUCAUGGGAGAAUUCAUUAAGUUGGGGUAAUUGGUUAGUAACAACGAAUGCGAUGGAUAAAGCAGCCGAAAAAGGUCAUCUCAAUAUCGUCAAAUUCUUAAUGAACAACAGAAAUGAGGGUUGCACUGAAAAUGCAAUAAUCAAUGCCUCAAAGAAUGGUCAUUACGAUGUUGUAGUUUAUUUAGCACAUAAAAAUAAACCAAUAUCUCCACAAGCUUUAGAUUUAGCUUCAACAUUUGGUUUUAUUAAAAUCUUAUCUUUUCUUUUCUUUUUCUUAGUUAAAAUCAUUCACUACAAUGAUAAUAUACAACCAAAAAGAUUCUCAAUUGAGGACAUUCCAACUUUAAAAUCAAAAUCAAAAUCAAAGAAAAAGAAAAAAUCAACAAAUCAAACUACAACUACAACUACAACAACUACUACAACAACUACAACAACAACAACAUCAAAUAAUAAUAAUAAUAAUAAUAAUAAUAAUCAAAAAAAAUUACAUUUAUUAGAUUUAACAGAUAAAAAAUUUAAAGAUUAUCAAAUUUGUACGACAAAAGCAAUGAAUGGUGCAUUAUUAAAUGGUCAUAUGGAUUGUGUUUUCUUUUUAGAGGAUAGAGUUAAACAACCAUAUGAAUUAACUAAAGAGUUAUUAUGUGAAAUUGCAAGUAAAGGUAAUUUAAUGGUAUUGGAGCAUCUACGUGUUAGAGGUGUUAACCUUUCAUCGGUUUUCGAUGCAAUGUGUCAAUCAUCAUCACCAAAUUUAAAUUUAAAGAUUCAAGAGAUAUUAGCGGAUGAUGAUCAACUUAAACUAUUUGAUGUUACAAUUAAAUGUUUUGAAUAUGCUGCAAAAGGUAAUCAAAGUAGAACUUUCAAACAUUUAUUGGAAGGAUUAAUCACAAAGAGAAAUCCUCCCUAUUUCAAAGUUAAACAUAGAGUAUUCACCGAAUCAAUGGAUUGGGCAGCAAAACAUGCAAACAUUGAGAUCAUGGAAAUGAUUCAUCAAAAUUUCUAUGGUGUUGCAAGUUUCUCCCUAAUUAAUGCAAUUGAAAGUAGGAGUUUAAAAGCUAUUCAAUGGUUAUGUAAAAAUAGAUUCGAACCAAUGCCAACCAAUAGUCUAGCAAAAGCUAUUCAAACUAUGGAUUUGGAAAUUGUAGAAUUGGUUUUCCUUCAUACUAAAGAGGAGACCACACUUCAUACUAAAGAAAUCGCUAGAACUGUCAGUAUGAAAGAUAUCUAUAAAUUCACAUCAAGAUUAUCAAUUCAUAAUCAAAUUAGUAAAUUCAUUGCAAGGGAGAUAUUAAUUUGGUUGGAUUCUAAAUUUAAAGAGAAAUUUCAUUUAGAAUAUAGUUCACCAAGAUUCAAAUUAUUACAUUCAAUUGAAAUUACAAAUGCAACUCAAUUCCCACAUGAUUUCACUCAAGAGGUUAAAUCAAAAUAUGAACCUAUUGAAUAUAAACUUAUAAAUCCAAUCACUGAAAAAUAUGAAAAAUUAUUUUAUACACCAACUUUAGAAUGGAGAGUAACACCUGAUUUCUUAUUAUUUUUAGUACCACCACAACAACAACAGCAACAGCAUCAACAACAACAACAACAACAUAUACCUCAACAAUAUCAUAAUAAUAAUAAUAUACCACAAUUAACACCAAAUUUAUUUGAAAAAGAAAAUGGUAAAAUGAUUGCAAUUAUUGAUAUUUCAGUUAUUGAUCCAUCAAGAGAUGGUGUAUACAGUGAAAAUGAAGUUAAAAAAGUUGAAAAUGAUUCAAUCGAUAGAUAUAGAGAUUUAGUUGAAAAAUUAAAGCACGAUUUCCCAGAUUUUUCAACUUUAAUAUUACCAUUGGUGGUUGUUAAUGGUUUCUUAACGAUUAGAAAUGAAUUUUGUCAAAGUUUAAAAAAAGUUUGUCCCUUAACAAAUGGUCAUUUAGAAAAAGACUUUUUCGAAUCGAAAUUAAAAACAUUUUUAGAUAUCAUGGAAAAAGAUUUCUAUAGUCCAAGUUUUAGUGACGAAUAUAUAACAGAGGGUGAAGAUCAAUAUGAAUUACAAGAUCCUUCAUCUCCUUAUCCAAUCUCUACAGUUAAUGGUAAAUCUUUAACAAGGGUCGAUAAUUAUAGCAAGAAUGAAAACACUCUAAUCGCAGUUCAAAAUUAUAAAAAUGAUGGUAUUAAAUUAUUUGUAAAAUCUGAUAAUUCAACUAUAACCAUGAUCAUUGAUGAAAAACUCACUUGUUCUUGUUUAAUCUUUAAAAAGAAUUCAAGUGAUAAUCCAAAUCUUCAUCUUAAUCCUCAUCAACAACAACAACUACAACUUUCGAAAAAAGAAUAUUGCCAUCAUUGUAAAAGAUUAUUAACUGGUAUACUUCAAUUACCUCCUUCAUCAAUUGGUAAUCAAGAUACUAUCUACUCUAGUAAUGAUAUAAAAAAAUUCAAAUCUAUUUUAAAACUGGUAAUAACAAAUGAUAACGAUUCAAGAAAAUAA
Messenger RNA from Dictyostelium discoideum AX4, 3111 nucleotides. RefSeq lists its product as hypothetical. NCBI's taxonomy places the organism in Eukaryota, Evosea, Eumycetozoa, Dictyosteliales, Dictyosteliaceae. The record is from RefSeq and is a predicted model, not a curated record. Bases 1 to 3111 code for a protein of 1036 amino acids. The transcript is spliced from 2 exons.